Botrytis byssoidea is the source of this 1791-nucleotide messenger RNA. RefSeq lists its product as uncharacterized. NCBI's taxonomy places the organism in Eukaryota, Fungi, Ascomycota, Leotiomycetes, Helotiales, Sclerotiniaceae. Gene Ontology annotation, molecular function: oxidoreductase activity, acting on CH-OH group of donors; flavin adenine dinucleotide binding. The transcript has 4 exons. Bases 1 to 1791 code for a protein of 596 amino acids. The record is from RefSeq and is a predicted model, not a curated record.
AUGCUCCUGACGAAAAAUUCUUCAGUUCGUUCCUUGGUGUCUCACAUUAUUUUGGGACACUUCUUUACAUCUUACAAUAUCAUUGUCUCUGCAUAUGAUUUCGUGAUAAUUGGCGGCGGAACCUCUGGUCUCGUGGUAGCCAAUCGUCUAUCAGAAAUUCCCAACAUUACUAUCGCUGUAAUCGAGGCCGGCUUUUCGGUUCUUAACAAUACCAAUGUCAGCAGUGUAGAUGGAUUUACAUUAGGUCUCAACACAGCAAUUGACUGGCAAUAUGCGACGACGAGUCAGACGUAUGCCGGUGGUAGAAUACUGGGAUAUAAUGCUGGAAAAGCAUUAGGGGGAACGAGCACGAUCAAUGGAAUGACCUACGUACGCGCAGCAUUGCAACAAAUUGAUUCAUGGCAAGUUGGACUUGGAAAUACCGGUUGGAAUUGGUCUACACUCUAUCCAUACUACAAGAAGAGCGAGAGUUUUACAAUUCCAACUGCAGCUCAAACAGCAGCAGGCGCAUCGUAUAUCCCGGCGUUUCACGGACAAAAUGGACCUCUUAAAGUUGGAUAUGCGUAUGAUCUUAACAACGGCACACUUUUCUCCCAAGUAGGGAGAGCGUGGGAAUCUCUCGGCGUGAAGAGAAGUCGAGAUAUAAAUGGCGGAAAUGUAACUGGACACAUGGUGGGACCAUCUACGCUGGACCGAGAGAAGAAUAUUAGAGAAGAUGCCGCGAGAGCUUAUUACUAUCCUGUACAGGGUAGGCCAAACUUGCAUGUAUUUUUGAAUACUACCGCCAGAAGAAUCGCUUGGGCUGGUAAUUUGGGAGCAACGUAUACGGCAGGUGGUGUAGAAGUUUUAAACACAAACGGUGAGAUUGAGAUUAUUAAUGCGACAAAGGAGGUUAUUGUUUCAGCUGGAAGUUUAAAAUCCCCAGCGAUUUUGGAGCUGUCCGGCAUCGGGAAUCCAACCAUCUUGCAAAAAUAUGGUAUACCGACCAAGAUAAUUCUUCCUGGCGUAGGAGAAAAUCUUCAAGAUCAACCUAACAACGCAUUUGCCUAUGAAAGCAACACCACAUACAACGGAACAGUGCCAUAUGUAACAUAUGCUCCAUUAUCUUCCAUCCUUCCGAGUGUGCCAGCUGCGAAUCUCAGUGCUUGGGCAUCCUCAAUAUCUGCAGCAAUCAAUGGUUCAAUUUCACCUGGCGCCAUGAAUUACCUCUUGACCAUACAAAAUGAUCUCAUCAACCAAAAUGUCCCUGAUAUCGAGGUCAUCUUUGGGAACACAGUAAACACCGGAUCUGGGCCCGGAACAUAUCUCUAUACAGCCUUUUGGACCCUCUUACCAUUUUCUCGAGGGAAUGUGCAUGUUUCUUCUGCGGACCCUGCCGUAUAUCCAGCUAUUAAUCCGAACUUCUUUCUCGUGGACUUUGAUCUGAAAGUCCAAGUGGCUAUUGCAAAAUGGACACGGAAAUUCUGGGCAGCCAAAGCAUUGGCGAGUGCAUUUACGGAAAUGUCACCAGGAUAUUCUGUUGUUCCCAAAAAUGCUACGGAUUUGCAAUGGGAAACUUGGAUCAAAUCAACAUUUGGCUCAAACAAUCAUCCUGUUGGCACGUGCUCUAUGCAGGGGAUAACGUCUGGCGGAGUCGUGGAUUCGAAUUUGAAGGUCUAUCGUACCAGUAAUGUGCGAGUAGUCGAUGCAUCCAUUUUGCCUCAUCAGCUUAGUGGACAUUUGACUAGUACAUUGUAUGCUGUUGCAGAGAAGGCAAGCGACAUCAUCAAGAACAUGUAUGGAUUCGCAUAA